Racocetra persica is the source of this 235-nucleotide messenger RNA. The record is from the annotation of a GenBank genome assembly. Lineage: Eukaryota; Fungi; Glomeromycota; Glomeromycetes; Diversisporales; Gigasporaceae.
CCAACUUUUCCUCAUCAUAAGUUAGGUGAAUUCUUAUCUGCAAUGUUGUCUCUACAAUCAAUGACCUUCCUUGGAUUUGCUGAUGAUGUCUUUGAUAUUCGAUGGAGGUAUAAACUUUUAUUACCAACUAUCGCGUCUAUUCCUUUGUUAAUGGUGUACUAUGUAAAUUUUGGAGAGACUCAUAUAAUUAUGCCAAUACCGCUACGAUUUCUAUUUGGACGGUUUGUAGAUUUGG